Messenger RNA from Arabidopsis lyrata subsp. lyrata, 1803 nucleotides. RefSeq lists its product as uncharacterized. Bases 517 to 1599 code for a protein of 360 amino acids. The transcript has 6 exons. The record is from RefSeq and is a predicted model, not a curated record. NCBI's taxonomy places the organism in Eukaryota, Viridiplantae, Streptophyta, Magnoliopsida, Brassicales, Brassicaceae.
CGAAAAAAAGUGGGGCAAGAAGUAAUAAAGCAUGGAGUAUAAGGGUCCAAUUAUGCAAACAAAAUAAAAAGAGGAAGGAGGUGCUUCAAUCAUUUUAUUAAAGAGUCCCCUUUUAUUGACUCUCUCUUUCUCUCUCUCUCUCUCUGCUUGUAUGAACCAAUAAUCUUGUUUCUCUUCAUUUGCUUCAAUCCUCUUGAAAUUCUCAGCUUCCAUUCCUGUUUCCUUCUAUCCUCGUUACCUUCAUUUUUGAUUCGCACGCUAAUCUUCCUCUGCUUUGCUAGAUAUUCGGUUGUGGGUUUUCUCUUUGGUCGAUUUCUCUGUUCUCAGAAUCUCCGAUUAAGCUGCUUCGUAAUCUCUUGUCUGUAUACUCGCGUUUAUAAACUUUUCCAGCGUUUAUUUAGAUAGGUGAUUCAAGUACGACUAGUGAGAGGAGUGUUUUUGCUGACGAAAGCGGAAGCUUUUGUUGCCGUUUGAUUCCGUUCAAUCUGAUUUGUGGUGUCUGAGUGAAGAAGAGAGAUGUUGGGAGCUGGAUUUCAGUUGACUCAGCUUCAGAGAGCUCAAAGCGACGUCUUUUAUGGCGGCAGAUCGAUUCACACUAAGGAACGCGAGAACGGCUCUGCAUUGCAGAAACACCAUGUUUCUGAGGCUUCUUCAAGUAAUGUGGAACGGUUUUUGGAGUCGGUGACACCAUCUGUGCCGGCUCACUAUUUUUCUAAGACAACAAUAAGGGAAAGGAGAGGCAGUGACAUUGAGUCGCAAGUUCCUUACUUUGUUCUUGGGGAUGUAUGGGAAUCGUUUGCAGAGUGGAGUGCUUAUGGCAUUGGAGUUCCUCUCACUUUGACUAACAAUAAAGAUCGAGUCUUUCAAUAUUAUGUGCCUUCCCUUUCCGGUAUUCAAGUAUAUGCUGAUUUUGAUGCUUUAACUUCAUCUCUUCAAGCAAGGCGGCAAGGGGAGGAGAGCGAAAGCGAUUUCAGGGAUUCAAGUAGUGAAGGAAGCAGUAGUGAAUCCGAAAGAGGACUUUCUUAUCCAAAAGAGCAGAUAUCUGCUAGAAUGGACAAACUCUCGUUAAGAAAGGAGCAUCUCGAAGAUUCAUCUAGUGAUGAUGGCGAGCCUUUAAGCUCUCAAGGUCGUUUGAUAUUUGAGUAUCUUGAACGUGAUCUUCCUUACAUCCGUGAACCCUUUGCCGACAAGAUGUCUGACCUUGCCUCUAGAUUUUCCGAGCUGAAUACGCUGAGAAGCUGUGAUUUACUACCUUCAAGCUGGUUUUCUGUGGCAUGGUACCCAAUAUACAAGAUACCCACAGGACCGACCCUCAAGGAUCUGGAUGCUUGUUUCUUGACUUAUCAUUCCCUUCACACACCCUUUCAAUGUCCAGGAGUUACAACAGGGUCUAUGCAUGUGGUGCAGCCAAGGGAAAGUGUUGAGAAGAUGGAACUGCCUGUCUUUGGUCUCGCCUCAUACAAGUUGAGAGGUUCUGUAUGGACAGGCUUCAGGGGCUCUGGACACCAGGUCGCGAACUCCCUCUUCCAAGCCGCAGACAAUUGGCUGAGGUUGCGUCAAGUCAACCAUCCAGAUUUCAUCUUCUUCUGCCGCCGGUAAUGAUAUGAUUAUACUAUGAUGACGAAAAAGGAUAUAGGAAGUUAUAAAAAAGGAACUCUUUAUGAUUACUGUCCUGAGGAAACCAUACAUAUAGGAUACCGUCAAAAGUUUUCAGUUGGUAGCUUCUGUAAGUGCACGGAAUGCUAGUUUUCUUAUUAUGUGUAACACUGUUUUUGCAAUAAAAGCUAAUAGUUGAGAAAAAAA